Molecule: messenger RNA, 1746 nt
Organism: Bipolaris oryzae ATCC 44560
Lineage: Eukaryota; Fungi; Ascomycota; Dothideomycetes; Pleosporales; Pleosporaceae
Exons: 3
Coding region: 1-1746 (581 amino acids)
Molecular function (GO): protein binding
Source: RefSeq, a predicted model, not a curated record
AUGCCUCUAACGGCUCCUAUCCACACCUUGUUCACGUCGCCAGCACUAUCGCAUCCAGAUGCGACGCACGCCAAAGAGCUUCCGCUACACCUUGUCCAUCUGAUCCUCACAUACCUCGACCAUGUCGCUGACCUUGCGCGCGUCACACGCACCUCGCGCCUCCUCUAUUACAUGACGCUGCCGCGCUUGUACGAGCAUGUCACACUCCGCGCCUAUUCAGAAAUCCGAUAUGUUGACGGCAGGCCCGAGGGCUAUGGAAGUGCCAGCCCCUUUGCCAUGGGACUGAAUACGCUCGUGUCGCGCAACUUCAACAUCUACAUACACAAAUUCCGCGUCAUAGGCAACUGGCGCGAGCAAGAUACCGAAGACUACAGACACGGCCGUGUGCCAGACAGCAGCAUGGUGCUGCAGAUUGCUAUGCGUGCUGCAAUCGAUCGCAUGACCAAUCUCGAGAGCUUUGCCUGGGAACUCAACACUCCACCACUGCACACUAUCUACCAGGGUCUUGUGGGUAGGACUACGUUGACCUCGCUGACCAUCAGGUGCCAACUGCGACGUACACCACGCCCCACGACCAUCAUCCCCCCGCUGCUCAACCUCCAGAACUUGGUUGUCUACGAUAUAGACCCUCUCUGCUAUCCCGAUGACAUCUCGCUGCUUUUGCUCGGCUCCAAGAAGCUUGAAAACAUCACUCUGCAUUGGAGCCCACGCAUGCGUGCCGAGGGCGAAGAAUCCGUCAAUUUGCUGUCGAUGUUUGGUCGCUGUUUAGCAGCCAAAUACUCGUUGCCAGUUAAGCGCAUUCGGUUGUACAACUUGUACUCUCGCUACCCCUCCGAAGAAAUGUAUGACAUCUUCAGUCGGGAGACCAGGAUUGAGAUGACAGUCAUCAAUUGUGGGGGUUCUUCCGAUCCUCUUACCUACUUCGUUGACAACUCAUGGAAGGCGAGCCCCGGCCAUUUAUUUUCACCCAACAUCAAGAUGAUCCGUACCGACGAUCCAGACACCGCCCUGGCUAAAUCACUUAGUAUCUGCAAGGGCAUUGAACGUAUCUAUUUCAUUGCAAGUAGGCGAAACGAUGCCUUGUCUUCAAAAGCGACCAGUUGCACUGCGACACCCACAACGCCGUCCCACCUGACACCCAGUAUGAGUAGCGGCUCUGCAAGUGCCAACGGUACACCAACUAAUGGGGAGGUUCGUACCCGAAAUGUUGCAAGCGAGUACCUUGCUGCUAUCCAGACCAAUCACCGUACAAUCCGCCACCUGCUCCUUUUUGAUCGAUGGAUCUUAUCCGAGGAUACAUUAUUCAGGCUUUGCCAAUCGUGUCCAAAUAUAGAGCAGCUUGGUUUUGCUGGCUCUGUCCCACCACUCGAGUCCCUGCGCCAAAUCCUUGCCCUCGUCCCCAAGCUUUGGGCGCUACGUUUUUUGGUCCGCCCAAACACAGACUCCAAUGAAAAAUCCGACAUGAUGGAUCCGGACACCCACGCUUUCGCACUAGGAACAGAGUUCUGGCGACCGGAAUACAAAAAUAUUAAAUACGUUGGUUUUGGGGAUGACUUAGUGUUCAAGCUUGGUGGAGUAUACUUUCCACCAAAUAGCAAAGAGUCGAGCAAUGGUGUUGAAGACAAGAGCGUAAAGGCAAAACUGGCUGGGCCGAUAAGAAAAUUCGAAGUGGUAAGCAAGGAGAGCGUCAAACAUAUUGAGAUUUGGGGCAUGGAUUCCACCGAGUUCGAUCCUGAAUUCCCUUGA